Molecule: messenger RNA, 1602 nt
Organism: Aureobasidium subglaciale EXF-2481
Lineage: Eukaryota; Fungi; Ascomycota; Dothideomycetes; Dothideales; Saccotheciaceae
Exons: 6
Coding region: 1-1602 (533 amino acids)
Biological process (GO): transmembrane transport; carbohydrate transport
Cellular component (GO): membrane
Molecular function (GO): carbohydrate:proton symporter activity
Source: RefSeq, a predicted model, not a curated record
AUGGACAACAAGCAUGCCUUCUUCAUUGCCAUCUUUGCUUCAUUCGGAGGUCUCCUCUAUGGCUAUCAGCAAGGUGUCCUCGGUCAGGCACUUGUCAUGCCGGCAUUUAUCGAACAAUUUCCAGAUGUACAUAACUCAGCUACAGCAACUGGUUGGUUGACAUCAAUCUUGCAGCUGGGUGGUUGGCUCGGCGCCAUCACUUCGGGAGUACUCUGCGAGGUCUUCAGUCGUAAGCACAGUAUCGCGGCUGCAUCUCUUUGGGUCAUCCUGGGCAGCUACCUUUGCGCUGGCGCAUCCAGCUCGUCAUACCUUCUGGCCGGUCGCUUCUUCACCGGUAUUGGUGUUGGUACUCUGUCUGCCGUCGGCCCUUUGUACAAUGCUGAACUUGCACCUCCGGAGAUUAGGGGUUUCCUAGUCGCUCUCCAGCAGCUCACAACUACUAUUGGUAUUCUCCUCGCAUACUGGAUCGCUUAUGGUACCAGUCACAUCGGCGGCACUGGCAAAGGUCAAUCUCAGUGGGCCUGGCGUCUACCUCUGAUCGCUCAGGGCAUUCCUGCCGUCAUCCUCUCCAUUGGUGUCUGGUUCAUGCCGUUCUCCCCUCGUCUUUUGAUGAACAAAGGUCGCGAAGAAGAAGCCCUCCAGACUCUCGCCAAUCUUCGUGGACUCCCAAAGGAACACGUCCUGGUACAGAUCGAGCAUCUCGAGAUCAAGUCGGAAGUCGUCUUCGAGAGACGUGCCUUUGCGAAGCGCUUUCCAUCGUUGGGUGGUGACAACCAAAGUAUUUUCAAGCGCGAGAUUGCGCAGUACACAAACAUCUUCCGCAGCAAAGACUCGUUCAAGCGCGUCGCACUUGGCUCCCUCGUCAUGUUCUUCCAGCAAUGGACAGGUAUUGAUUCUAUCAUCUACUACGCCCCCGUCAUCUUUCAAAGCCUCGGUCUCACAAGUGGCACGUCUGCCCUUUUGGCGACUGGUAUCACAGGUAUCAUCAAUGUCGCAACAACGAUUCCCGCCAUCCUCGUUAUCGACAAGGUUGGCCGCCGCCCCCUCGCCCUGAUUGGCAGUGUUCACAUGUUUAUCUGUCAAAUCAUCAUCGGUGUCAUCGUCGCUACAUGUCAGGAUAACUGGAAAGAGCACGCUGCUGCUGGCUGGGUUGCUGUCGUCAUGGUCUGGCUCUACAUUGUCGGUUUCGCAUACUCCUGGGGACCUGUCUCGUGGACUCUGAUCGCUGAAAUCUUCCCACUGAGCAUCAGAGCCAAAGGAACAUCCAUCAGUGCCAGUUCCAACUGGAUGAACAACUUCGUCAUCGCUUUCAUCACUCCACCUAUGCUCAAGAGUAUCUCAUGGGGCACCUACAUCUUCUUUGCCGCCUGGCUGGCUCUUGGUGGUGCUUUCAUCUGGUUCUUCAUCCCCGAGACCAAGGGCAAGACCUUGGAGGAGAUGGACGCCGCUUUCGGAAGUCACUCCAGUGUUGAAGAUAUCGAGGAGCUUGCCCGUGUCCAGCAGGAAGUUGGCCUGACAGAUCUGCUCAACGGAGAGCAUGUCAUGCCAUUCGAUGGAUUGGAGAAGAAUGGCGCAGAGGUUGAGGAGGUCGAGUCGAUCUAA